Molecule: messenger RNA, 1962 nt
Organism: Zingiber officinale
Lineage: Eukaryota; Viridiplantae; Streptophyta; Magnoliopsida; Zingiberales; Zingiberaceae
Exons: 3
Coding region: 1-1962 (653 amino acids)
Molecular function (GO): nucleic acid binding; zinc ion binding
Source: RefSeq, a predicted model, not a curated record
AUGUACGUCUCGAACCACGAGGAGCAUGAAGAGGACUUGCACAUGCCAGCUGAGCUGAUAAUGAAAACAGAGGUCAAGCAAGUUCAACAUGAUGUACAAGCAUUGACAUCUCGUAUCUUGGAAGGGCAGGCUAUGGAGUUACAGCAUGAGGAUCGGCUCAAACAACUUUUGCAAGAGUCAUUACCUAGGCAUCGGAGACCCGACCAGCGGCCACAUUUUGCUCCAAAUGUCCCAGAUGAUGACUAUGAUGAUGGGGCGAGCAAUGAAGUGGUCUCCAAUGCUACUUGGAGGAGGGCUAGGGCUAUCAGACCCGAAAGGCCAAGGCAUGUUCAAAGGCAACACCGAGAAAGGGAAGCCGUAGAUCGUAACAUGGGCACCAUCAAGCUGUCCAUUCCUCCAUUUCAAGGUAAAAAUGACCCUAAUGUUUAUAUUGAAUGGGAGAGGAAAGUUGAGCUGGUAUUUGAUUGUCACAAUUACUCAGAGGAGAAGAAAGUGAAGCUUGCUGCGGUGACUUUUACCGACUAUGACAUUAUAUGGUGGGAUCAGCUGACCCUGAGUAGACGUCGAAACCGUGAGCUUCCCAUCGACAAUUGGGAGGAUAUGAAAGUCGUUAUGAGAAGAAGGUUUGUUCCAUCUCACUAUUAUCGGGACUUACAUUUGAAAUUGCAAAGUCUGAAGCAGGGGUCCAUGACUGUGGAAGACUACCACAAGGAGAUGGAGAUAGCCUUGAUACGGGCUAACAUUGAGGAGGAUCGAGAGGCGACCAUGGCUCGGUUCAUUUGUGGCUUGAACCGUGAGAUUGCCAAUAUUGUUGAGCUGCAUCACUACGUGGAGCUUGACGAUGUGGUACACAUGGCAAUGAAAGUUGAAAGACAACUCAAGAAAGGAGUGCGAUCAUCUUCCAAGUAUGAGGCUGCGAGUUUAUCCCCUUGGAAGCAGAAGUGGGGACCAUCAAAACCAACUGAGAAAGCAGUUUCAAAAUCAAAGGGAGAGACGAAUGUGGCCAAGACACAAUCUAGCAACAAAGAUAGGGGUAACUCAUCUUCCCAACCUCAAAGAAAUCGUGACAUCAAAUGUUUUCGUUGUUUAGGAUCAGGUCAUAUUGCUUCUCAAUGCCCAAACAAGCGAUCAAUGAUCAUAUUGGAUAAUGGGGAGAUCGAAACUGAAGAGGAAGAUGAAGGAAAUGGGUCCACUCCAUCAGUUGAAGAUACUAGUGAUGUUGAGCUUGUUGUUGAUGGCCAAGCUCUUGUUGUGCUAAGAGCUCUCCAUAUGCAAGCCAAAGAAAACGAUGAUGGGCUACAAAGGGAGAACAUCUUCUACACCCGCUGCCAUGUGAAAGAUCGGGUAUGUGGUUUGAUUAUUGAUGGUGGCAGCUGUGUUAAUGUGGAAAGCAAGUUAAUGGUGGACAAGCUUGGUCUACCUACCUUGAAGCAUCCAAAGCCAUAUAAACUCCAAUGGCUCAAUGACAGUGGAGAAAUGAAGGUAACCAAGCAAGUCCUUAUUUCAUUUACGAUUGGAAGGUACACGGAUGAUGUUCUGUGUGAUGUUGUACCCAUGCAAGCUAGCCAUUUGCUUCUUGGAAGACCAUGGCAACUUGACAGACAGACCACACAUGAUGGGUAUAAGAAUCGCUACAGCUUCAGCAAGGAUGGUAGGAACAUUACACUUGCACCUUUGACACCUCGUCAAGAUUUUAAGGAUGUCUUUUCUGAGGAUACGCCACCUGGGUUACCACCCAAAAGAGGAAUCGAGCAUCAGAUUGAUCUCAUUCUGGGAGCUUCCAUUCCAAACCGACCAGCUUAUCGAAGUAGUCCAGAAGAGACCAAAGAGCUUCAAAGGCAAGUCGAAGAACUUAUGACCAAAGGACAUGUUCGUGAAAGCAUGAGUCCCUGUGCUGUGCCUGUGCUGCUGGUUCUAAAGAAAGACGGGACUUGGAGGAUGUGCGUGAUUGUCGAGCUGUAA